AUGACCAAUGACCAGACCGAAACUGGGUUGCCCGUCAACUGCUCUGACGAAAAGAGGCACGCGAACGAGGGAAAUGAGACUCGACACGAACCACAUCUCCUGGGGGAAGGCCCUCAUCCCUCAAGGGGAUCGAAUGUGUGCGACAGCGCUUCUGUUGAGGGAACUAUCCAUCGCGAGUCGCUCCAGAGCCAGACUGAGCAGCUACGGCUAGAAGCUUCUGGAUCACGAGAAAGCGCAUCGAUUAUCACACGCGAGGCCUCGUGGCACGGGACAGAGGGCGGGGGUGGCACCAGAGAAGAGCCUACUGGCACAGGUGCAGUGGCCAAUGUCAAGGACGAGAUGGUGGCUCACGAGACCAUGGGGUCUACAAAGCCGAUCCCUCCCUCGAAAUUUGAGGCCGAAACGGCAGAGAAGCAGGAAAAUAAGCAGCGCCCGUCUCCACCAAACACUGAAUUACCGCAAUGGCUUAUCGAAGGUUGCGUUACUACAUGCGAGGAAUUGAAGGACUCUUCAGAUGAUUUGACUUUGGAAGAGUUCGCGUUUCCUUCUGUCAAGAAGCAGCUAACAUCUGAAGCCGGAGGGGAGCCGGACGGCUGUCAAGAAGGUCCCCCAGUGUACAGGAUGGCUUCGAUUCUCUUCGAGCCAUUGCUAGGAGUCCUGGGGUCGGGUCCUCGGGAAGUUGUCUCUCACAUCGAAGCGAGCAAGAGAUCAGGUUUCUCCAGUCUGUCGUUCGGCAUUUUGCCAAAAGUUUCCAAGGCAGAUCUCAUUACGCUGGACCGAAACGACCUCGAGGAUCUGGCGGACCAUUUUAAACGGAGAGAGAAAGAGCAAGAGGUAGACGAUACCUCGGUGCGAGAGUCGGCCCAGGACUACUUGUCUUUCCUUUUCAACAGGCCUAUCGACUCGCGACCAACAAGUCCUGGUAGCGAGACUUCAGGUUCCUACGUUAAGCAACGGCGUGACUAA
Molecule: messenger RNA, 966 nt
Organism: Diaporthe citri
Lineage: Eukaryota; Fungi; Ascomycota; Sordariomycetes; Diaporthales; Diaporthaceae
Exons: 3
Coding region: 1-966 (321 amino acids)
Source: RefSeq, a predicted model, not a curated record